This is a messenger RNA of Mesorhabditis belari, 1488 nucleotides long. NCBI's taxonomy places the organism in Eukaryota, Metazoa, Nematoda, Chromadorea, Rhabditida, Rhabditidae. The record is from the annotation of a GenBank genome assembly.
AUGCCUCAUUCCCCAAUCGGUCGUCCAAUUCGAGUCGGACUUUUCGAGCAUGGAUCCGAUGCGUUCAAAUGUUUCCGCAGUUUGCCUAAACAUUGUACAAAACCUGGAGCCGAGAUUGAGAUUGUGGCAAUGGUGAUGAAAUUGUUGGAUUGGGACUGGGAAGUGGUAGACACAGCUCAAGUCUUUGGUACCAGCGAUUUUGGGGUUCUUCAAGACAAUGGCAGUUACUCGGGUCUUCUGGGUCUUCUCGCGAAUGAGAAGAUUGAUAUGAGUGGACUGUCGAUUCGUGUCACUCCUGAUCGAAUGAAAUUCGUCCAUUUCACUUUCCCAACUCGAUACUUUCAGCAAGUUUACAUCAUCAGGAAACCGCCGGAUGCCGAUUUUCGAAAUUUCAUCUUUUCGACGUUUAGUUUAGAGAUUUGGUUUUUACUGCUAGCGACAAUUGUUGGAGUGGCUUUAUUUCGUUUCUUGGUAAAUGUCUUUGUUCUCAAACACAAAGGUCCAAAGUCUUCAAUUGCUUCGAGAAGUUUACUGGAAACCUACGCAAUGAUGGUUCGUCAGAAGAUCCCCAAUGUUGAUCUUCUUUCUGGAAUGAUCGUCGAAGCAACGAUCAUUUUGGUGACAAUGGUCUUGUACAUCUACUAUCAAUCAUCGAUGAAUUCAAAGCUGACAGCACCCUCGUUGACUGCAAUUCCGUUUAGGCAUCAAAGUCAACUUAUAGAAUUGUUGGAACACCACAAAACCUAUUUGACUUACUUCAACGGGCUUCCGCUACUCGAGGGAUCGACAAAGAAAAAUACAAGACGGCUGAAAAAGCUCAGCACAACAAAUCCGACAGUCGUCCACAGUGAUUCCGAAGAGCUAAACGCUGAAAUCAAAAGAGGUGGCGUUUUCUUUUCCUCUUAUGAUAUCGAAUUUCUUCCAGCACCUAUUAGUACCUGGAAUAAGAAUGAGGGACUUACCGUAAUCCGAGACACCACCGGGAUCACAAGCUACGUCGCCUAUGGGUUCAGUCGAAAGAAUAAAGCGCUUUGCAAUCAAUUCAAUAAAGCUCUUCUCCGAAUUCUUCCCGGUAUCCCACGAAUCAACUCGAAUCCAGGCUAUGCCCAGAAAAAAGAAGCUGAAGAUUUGACGAUCAAAGCACGAACAACUUCACUUUCAUUGAGAAGACAUUUAGAGCAAUUAUUUGAAUUGUAUAUGAUAGGAAUGGGAAUUUGCAUCUUUGCGUUUUUCUCGGAACGCUUGGUGGAUCGCUUUUGGCGGAGUCGGAUUGAGCAAACUUAUGUCGUGGCUGAAGAGGGGACAAAUAUCGAGAGAAUUCGAGAUUUCGUCAGAAAGGUUUCCACGUCGACUCUUCGCCGAAUCGAUCGACUCGACUCGACGAAUACGCUCGAAAUCUCGCAACGCGGUGCUAUAAGUGAAUUGGAAGCGAUUCCCGAAGAUGAUAAUGACUCGAUUUUCACAAAUGACAAUAUUAGCAGCUCUCAA